Entrophospora candida is the source of this 2310-nucleotide messenger RNA. The record is from the annotation of a GenBank genome assembly. Lineage: Eukaryota; Fungi; Glomeromycota; Glomeromycetes; Entrophosporales; Entrophosporaceae.
AUGGAUGUUCAUUCUUUCGAAAGAGUAAAAGAAAAAUGGGAUGUUAUUUUUAAAGAUCCACUACUUUCAUUAACAAGUCUUCGUGAAAAAGCAAUCAAAGGAAAUGUUUGUUCACAAAGUUUAAGAUCCGUUUGCUGGAAAUUAUAUUUAUCUUAUUUACCUAGUCCAGACAUAUCUACUUGGACUCUAACUCUUCAUAAGGAACGACAGCAUUAUGCAGAUCUUCGUCAAAAAUAUAUUACCAAUCCGAACACAGAGUCUGAUAAUGAUAUUAUGGAUGAUUUAACUGUUAACAAUCCUUUAUCUUUAGACCAAGCUAACCCUUGGCAAGAAUAUUUUAAAGAUACUGAAUUAAGAAAAAUUAUAAAACAAGAUGUUGAAAGAACAUUCCCUGAUAAUGAAUAUUUUCGUACUCCAGAAACUCAAAGCCGUCUUCUUGAUAUACUUUUUAUUUAUUGUAAAAUGAACACUGAUGUUUCAUAUCGUCAAGGAAUGCAUGAACUCUUAGCUCCUAUUUUAUGGGUAGUUGAUCAUGAAAGUAUAUCUGGUGCAGACGGAUUUGCAAUGGAGAACAGUGAAGACUCGAUCAUUAAACAGACAUUGAAUUCUGAUUAUGUGGAACAUGACAGUUUUGUAUUGUUCUCUGCUCUUAUGAAAGCUGCUAAAUUAUAUUAUGAAUAUAAUGAUGAAAUAUUUAAUCGUAAACUUGUUAAGCGUCCUAAUACAUCUGAAUCAGAUAAUGCGAGGUUGAUUAAAGAAGCUCAAAAUGAAGUUGCUAAGCUUACACCUGUUGUGGUUAAAUGUAAUAAAAUAUUUAACGAAUAUCUUAAAACGUUUGAUUUUGAAUUAUACGAACAUUUGUCAAAUUUGGAAAUAGAACCUCAACUUUAUGGAAUACGAUGGAUAAGGCUUCUUUUUGGUCGCGAAUUUCCAUUGAAUAAAGUUCUUAUUUUAUGGGAUGGAAUGUUUGCUGAAGAUCCUACAUUAAGAAUUGUAGACUUUGUUUGUAUAGCUAUGAUAUUACAUGUUCGUGAUGAACUGUUAGAAUCAGAUUUUACAGGAUGUUUGAGUAUGUUGAUGGCAUAUCCACCAAUAGAUGAUGUACAAUUAUUAGUGCCUCAAGCAAUUCAUCUUCGUGAUCAUUUAUCACCUGAAGGUGGUGCUUACAUCAUUUCAGAGAAUGCAUUAAGAGUUGGUAAGCCUUUACCAGCACCAUAUCAAGUAUAUGAACAUAGUCGAAGUGAAAGUAUUGUUCCAGAUGGAUUUGUUCAUGUUACUAAAAAUGUUUUGGAAAGCCGUAGUGCUGCUGUUUUGAAUAAAGCUAUUUUAACUGCUGUAGGUGAAGUAAAGAAAAAUGUUUUACGUCGUUCUGAUGUACAACAAAAUUAUGAUGAAACACUUUCGGAACUAUCAAAAUUACGUGAACAGAAUCAUAAUUUUAGUAUAGUGGUUAAUCAAACAGAUGUAGAAAAAAUUUAUAAAAAUUCAGAUGAUUCAACGUCGCACCGAUUAAAAUAUAUGAGAGAUGUGUUGAAUGGAACUUUAAAAGAUUCCAAUCAAAACUUUGAUGUAAAUUAUAAUCAUAAUGGACCGGAAGAUCAUGAUCAUUGGGAAGUGGUUGAUGAUGGUGUUAGUGUGGUUAGUGUUGCUGGAACUGAAGACGAAACUGCAUUUGUUAGCAAAGAAUCUAAAUUUGUUCCUAGCAGUAGUAAUAGUAGCACUGUUAAUUCAAAUGUUGGCAGUAAAUCAAUGAUUAAUAAUAAUCAUAUUCAAACAAAAAGAUUACCAUCACCACCAUUGCCACCAUUGCCGCCACCGUCAUCCAAUUCAAUUCAACAAAAACAAUCACCUGCAUCAGUUGUUAUUCCAAAAUCACGACUUAAACUAGAAGAUAUCCUAAAUGAUGUAGAUAAUGAUUCUUCAACCGGAUUCUCAAAAUCUUCCAUUGCAUCAAAUUCCAAAUACAGCUGGAUGAUUGAAGGUUGCAUUGAUGAAGAUGAUAAUUCUUUGUUUAACCCAAAAAGAUCUAGUAUAACUAGUAUAAAUAGUCUUUCAAGUUUUGCAUCAUUAAACAUUGAAAAUUAUAUUGAUGAUGAAUCUUUUAAAAAAAAUCCAUUUCCAUUGAUUGCAACAUCUACUACAACUUCAAAUUCAAUUUAUUCUGGAAAAGUUGACCCGUUAGGGGCAACAACACCUAACUCAUCAAAAAUUGAUGUCCAUGAAACAAGUGAAGCAAUAAACAACGCAAGAAAAUCUAAUUAUACUGCAUCUCCUACCGCUCCUGUAGAUGAUCCUUUGGGAGUUCUGUAA